AUGUGUGUUUGGACAGGAAUUAUCGUAUCCGGAGGACCAUUAGAAGAUGUGACGGUGAAAGAAACUUUUGCUUUCGUUACAUAUGAAGACGAAGAGUCUGUUCCAUAUGCAUGCACACUUUUCGAAGGUCUCACUUUACAUGGGACAGAGCUUAUUAUUCGUCCGAGGCAAGGAUCCAAAUUUGAAAAUCAGAAAAUUCGUUCUGUCCCACCUUUCACCUAUCAGUUUCGGAGACCUAAAACUGAUCCACACUCAUUUUUGCCUCACCGUAGCGAUUAUGAUGGCAGAAGAGAUAUACAUUAUCCUGAUCGUCAACGUGAUAAUUUCGUGAAUUUUCACUCACCAUUUCCCAAUUGGCACGGGUUUCACAGUCAGGAAACUAAUCAUUUUUCUCGAUCUGGGUAUCCGAAUUCUUCUGUGCAGCCGUUAGCCUUUCCACCCUUUGCUUGGCCAUACAGCCCUCCACCACACUUUGAAAGGCAUUCAGCUGAUCGCAUAAGAUCCGAAGAUCGCUAUGGGAAUAAAAGGUCGUCAAGAAACACUGAUAGAAGAGAUCGCAGCCCUCAACACCACUAUACGGGACCCGAUAUUUCCCAUACUGAUUUCAUCCAAGCUGGAAUAAGAAACACGAAGAAUGUCGUGAUUGUGACAUCCGGUAAAGGAGGUGUUGGAAAGUCCACUGUUGCAGUUCAGGUUGCCAUCGGCUUAUGGAUGAGUGGUUUUCGUGUCGGUAUCCUUGAUAUUGACUUCUGUGGACCGUCUACACCCCGGAUGCUUGGUUUGGAAAGCAAUAAGAUACAUUCGUGUGCAGAAGGAUGGUUACCUGUUUAUGCUGAUGGGGACACAAAACGCUUACCCGUAGUAUCAAUCGGUUUUCUGUUAGAUAAUACGGAUUCUGCUGUUAUAUGGCGUGGACCGCGCAAGGGAAGUAUGGUAGGGGAGCUUAUGAAUUCUGUUUGUUGGGGAAAUCUUGAUUUUCUGAUCAUCGAUACUCCACCUGGGACAUCAGAUGAGCAUAUAACUGUUCUCGAACAACUACAAAAGUCCACCCUUGAUGCAAGUGUUGGAACCAUUAUUGUAUCAACUCCUCAAAGAGUUUCCUUAUGCGAUGUGCGCCGAGAAAUUGGUUUUUGUAACAAGACAAACCUUAAGAUAAUUGGUUUAGUCGAAAAUAUGAGUGGAUAUACAUGCCCAAAUUGUGCCCAUUGUACAAAUGUGUUUUCAUCUGGAGGCGCUGAAGCAUUGGCUUUUGAGAAAAACGUCGAAUUUUUGGGUCGUUUGUCUCUUGACCCCACGUUAACCGCUGUUUGUGAUCGUGCUGGAAAUUUCCAAUCCAAACUUUACAUGAAUGAAGACACUAGAGGCCUUACUAAAAAACUACUGACAAUUUUAGAUAUCUGA
Messenger RNA from Trichobilharzia szidati, 1401 nucleotides. Lineage: Eukaryota; Metazoa; Platyhelminthes; Trematoda; Strigeidida; Schistosomatidae. The record is from the annotation of a GenBank genome assembly.